UAAUCCAGUCGUUAUAUUACGCUCCCUAACGAUCACUACAUUAACGCCUGAAUGCAUACCCAAUCAGAACGCGUCAACCGGAAGUUCAAAUUAACGAACUGCAUUGUGGUUUAUCGUCUAUAGAAAUUGGCGCAAAAAGUAGGAGGAGUUGAAGUAAAUGUUUGUAAACAUGAGCGAUGGACCAAAACACCUGUCUUCACUGUUCACACGUGUUCAGUUCAUCUAAAGACGUGAGGAGAAAUGUUGAUAAACUUCAGGGAGAUGUUGAUAUUGUUAAAACUCUGUCGUUUACAUACGGGAUUGCAGAAAAAACACUUCGUAGUUAUGUUGACAGUGCAGAAAGUUGUUAUGUGUGCAGCAAGUGUUUUGCUACAUUACAGGGGAUAUGUAGGAGUCAGAAACGUUACAACAAUCUCACAGAAAAUUUGAAGAAUGCUGCUUCCCUGAAUUUUGUGAACUUCAAAACAGAAUGUACAUCACUGUCAGUUCACCAUGCUAAGUCUGUGGAAAUAUUGAACUCAUCAAUUAAAAAGAGACCAAGAAGUUGCCUUACUCCAAUGAAAUCUGGGUGUACACCAAAAGGAAAGAAGUUAGUUACCCCAUCAACACCAAAAGCAAACAGAAGGAGAUUGAAUUUCUCAAAUUCACCAAGGAAGACCCCAAAUUCAACCAUGAAAAAAAUAUCUGCAAGCCCUGGGCCAAGAGUUAAGGUGCAACUUGGAUUUAGAGGCAGUACAAGGAAUACUGAACUUAAAGGCCACAGCAAACUAGCAUGCCGAGCACUAGUAUUAAAACAGUACAAAACAGCGCUGAAUCAUCUUCUUCAAAUUGAAGAACUGAAGAAAGACCUCAACCAAGUCAUUAAAAAGAAGAUAAGUCAAGAGAUUCAACAAAUAUGCAAAUACAAAGAUUGUGUCUUACGGACAAAAAACAUAAAACAAUUUUCAUGGAAGACUGCCUGCAAACAGCUGGAAAGUGUAUGUCCUCUUACAAUGGAUUUCCUUCAUACAGUUGCUGGUCCUAGUAAAUUGAAGCAGCUACCUCGUGUUGUUUCAAGUGUGGCAAUACUGUUAUUUAACCGAAACAUGCAUAUGGGAGCAUUACAAGUGAUAAAUAGCAUUUUGAUGUUCAGAGGUCAUGUUCGAACAAAGGUGUACACUUCCUUCAACAGAGCUGGUUUGAGCAGUUCAUACAAAUCUACAGUAAGACAUGUUGAUGUUAUAUGUGAGGACUUUGACCUGCCAGUAAAAAUGUGGUCUCAAAAGUUAGCUAUUGCUGCAAAGGAUAAAGACAAAGAUAUGACGGCAUUAGAUGAUCAUAAUUAUGCCUUGUCCACUUUUUUGGAAGAUGAUUCUACAGUACAUGUAUCAAUGGAAUCCCCAGCAAUAACAUUGUCUUCUGUACAGACACCAGCAAAGCCAGUGCAUGACGAACCAGGAUUACAUCAGGGUUCAACAUUUAACGAGGCAAACAUAAUAAGUGAGUGCUCUAUGAAUGAAGAAUCACCAUGGCCAAUGUACAUAGCUGAACCUUACCCAGUGACAACACCCAGUUAUAAAGAAUCAGUUAAAGAUGCAGUCUUGUUUACACCACUUCCAGCUGACACAUCCCAGCAUGAAGAACCUAUCACUGAACUAACAGCAGCUGACUCUCCUUUUACAACAGUAAAUUCCAAGGAUAUUGACUCAACAACUGAACCUUCUUUUCAAAUUAUAAUGGACAACCUCAAUAUGAAUACAAAAGCACGACAUAAAACAAUGGACACAUCAAACAAAGUCUUCAACUUAGUCCAUUCUGUUGCAGUGAAAGACCGAGCACCAUCAGAGGAUUUAGACUCUGUUCACCCACAAGCAGACAUACUGUCUGUUCCAAAUGAAGCUUUUGUUCCAAAUGCAGAAGACUACAAGGCACUAUACCAAGACUGUAAUAUACUUAUUCAAAGGGCAUUAGUCGACCAUAUUUCAGCCUUGAAGGACUGUCAAGAAUUUGUUACCUACCACAUUCCCCAUCAGUAUACAGAGGAGUCGAAGAAAAAAAGUGUUAUUGUACCUCUUGGAAUCAUGGAAAAAGAUGAAAACAAAACAGAAGAAAUGAUUGAAGUUAUUGAACAUCUGCAACAGUAUGUGCCUAGAGAUGGACAACAAAAGAUGAUGCCACUUCUGUUAGGGGGAGAUGCUCUCAGUGUAGAAAGAGGUGACGCGGCACAAAAGGCAAGAGCUGAUGGAGUUAAUCAAGAGGACCGUCUGGAAGGAUUUAUUUGGAAGAGUGAAGACUGGCAUGGUCAUGUCAUAACUUUACAGGAAAUUUAUGAUCUACAUUUUAAAGGGACAUCAUCUGCAGAAAAAGGAACCCUAUUUCAGCUUUGGAACAAAUUUGAUCACCGAGGUGUUAAAUCAGUUGUAAAGGAUGCUGUCAAUGACUGCAGAGAUUUUGUUCGUUUUGUGACAAAAGGCUAUAUUGUCCUAGCAGCAUUACAAAUACUGAAUCUGACAGAUGUUGGUGAUUUAAACAAAAUAACUGACAACAUGAACAAAGAGGAAAAGAAAGAAUUUCUAGUAAAGGUGUCAUCAGAUAUAGUGGAAAAAUACAUUGUAGCCAAACCAUUUGAACUUGAACAGAAUGGUCAUGACACAGCAGACAAUAGCAGAGUACCUUGUGGCUAUCCAGGCUGCCAAAAAACAUUUGCCAUAAAUGGAAAAUGCAAGGAAAAACACAGGAAUAUAUGUUUGUAUAAAGAUUUGCAACAUUUACAGUUACCAGAAACUAACAAAAAACCGAAAGUAACUAACAAACUUGAUUCCGAUAAAGCAGAAACAGAAGAUCACAAGUUUAAUUAUUCAUGUAGUUUGUUGAGAGAUGGUCUGUACGACUGGAUAAGAGAGGAUGCAUCUAAAGAAAAUGACGGUGAUCGUCUAGUACGUAUGUGGAGGUUAGACAUUCUGAAAUAUACUUUACAUAAUCAUACGAAAUACCGUCUUCUGUCAUUCCGGAUACAAGCCCAACUGUUAGCAUUGCUACCACCAAAGCUAGCACACCAGUUGCGCCACAACAGGGGUGUGAACAUACACGGUGGGGCUGGAAAAAAUGUACCAGGUGAUUUGGCACUGGAAUUUUUAAACAUGCGUGCCAAAGAUUCCUUGAAUUCUUUAAGUGGAAAUUUGUCGUCAUCUUCGAUACAAAGAUGUGGUAGAAGUUUGCAGGGAUGCAAUGACCUAAUUGACAGUUACACGGAAGGUUUACAGCAAUUUUUCGGUCGACCUUCAAACUCUAAGCCAUCAAUUCAAAAGGACAUUAACUCUUUAGUUGAAGAGCUAUCAAAAGAGAAGUUAUUUGAUAAAAUUCCAGGACGAUGUCACCAUUCCUUUCAAAACAUUGUUAAUGAUGAUACAAGUAAAGUAAAUGGACAAAAACUGAGCCAAUGGAUAACAUCAAAAAAAGAAACAUUUGCGAAAUACCAGCGCAGCCGUUCGUAUCAAAUGUUUUGAACUGUAGAAAUUUGCUUAGAAUAUGUGUACGCCUGAAGUAACAAAUUGUGAUCAUGAAAGUUCAGUGCAAUAUUUUGAAGUCAUAGUGCAAUUUUGUUUGUUAUCCUUUUUACAUGUUUUUUUUUAAUGAGUUACAGUUUGUAUUCAAAUAGUGUGUUACCUUGUCUAAUUUUUUUUAAUGUGAUCAUGUAUAUAAUAUUCAUUUUGUAUGCAAUGAAGAUUUGUUUUACUAGUCUUAUAUGCAAUUGUUCACAGUCUCUUGAAGUGUGAUAUAUUAUUGCUUUGUUGGAAUUUUGCUGCCUUUGGUUAAAUCAAGACAUGAUGUGCUUGGUAAUUUGUGAUCCCAAAUACUCAGUUGUUUUUGUUUUAUAAUUAACUGUGAUCAUUGUAAAUAAAUAGUGCUGUAAAUAUUUUUGUCUUUUUGACUGAUUGUGAUGGAAAAAUUAUGCGGUCUCUGGUUAAAUCAAUACAAGUAGGUUGUUAUCGUAAAUAUUCAAAUUCAAUCAGUUGUUAUUUUUUAAUUAAUUGUGAUUGUUGUGUUGUUUAGUGCUGUAAAUAUUCAUGUUUUGACCAAUUGUGACCAUACAUCUUUAUUUAGUGCCAGUAUAGAAAUAUUUUCAACAAGAGAUACUUUUGGAAUAAUAUAAUAUUUUAUCUAAUGAAACAGAAUUCAGUGUCGAAAUUAAAGGAAUAGUGCUUUAUGAUGUAUAUGAAUCUUCCAAGAUGUAUUGUUCCAUUUUACAAUUAAAUAGAUUAGUGCUGACCAAGCUAAGCAGUAUAUAUAUGAUUCAAUAAUCGUGCAUACAGGUCUUUAAAAAAUCAACCAAUGAAUAUUUAUCAUUAUAUGUAAUUCCAGUGUUUUGGUUUGGAUUUUAAUUUGUUGAUCAUGAACCACAGAAUUUUUUUUUAAAUUUUCUAUCCAUUCUGCCCUCUAUUAAAUUAUUUUUUUUACCUUUGCAUUGAAUGCAUGUAUUUUUCUAUUUGAAGAACCUAUCUGAUUUUUUUAAAGUGAUACCUAUACUUUUACUGCUGGUUUCUCAGUCGGCAUGUUUAUUUGUAUCAUUCUAUGUAUAAUUUUCAUAUGAUUGUAUAUAUUUGAUGCUAUUUUAAAAUGAAGUUGAUUGUGUUAAUAAAAUGUCUUUCAACACCAA
Mytilus californianus (California mussel) is the source of this 4636-nucleotide messenger RNA. RefSeq lists its product as uncharacterized. The transcript has 9 exons. The record is from RefSeq and is a predicted model, not a curated record. Bases 177 to 3485 code for a protein of 1102 amino acids. NCBI's taxonomy places the organism in Eukaryota, Metazoa, Mollusca, Bivalvia, Mytilida, Mytilidae.